CUGUUGAGAAUUCUUGGAAUAUUCCGGCGACCCAGAUAAGAUUCCGGCGAAACUUUGUGAUAUCCGGCCAGCCGGCCACCAUUUCAGAUUCUAGGAGUUCUAUUAGAAACUGAAAAUGGGGUCUAAGUGGAGUGUUAGAUGAACAAAAGUAGCAUAUUCUGUUGAGAGUUCUUGGAAUAUUCCGGCGACCCAGAUCAGAUUCCGGUGGAACUUUGUGUUAUCCGGUCACCAUUUUAUAUUCUGGGAGUUUUAUUGGAAACUGAAAAUGGAGUCUAAGUAGAGUGUUUGUGUGUGAGGGUGGGGGUGGGUUGGGGGGGGGGGGUCAAAGAAGGUUGUGGUUGUUUAAAAAUCUAAUCUUUUUGGAAAUUUUUAUGUGAUUUUGGGCAAAUGAUGGUGAAUGUAUUGUGAAGAUAGAUUCCAUGGGUUCUUGCCAGAGUAUUGAAGAAGGCAAAACAGGACAAAGACCAGAGAGUAAGUCAGUUGUACAUGGAGUUGGUUCAUAUCCCAACAAGAGAAAUCCUGUAAGUCAACCGAAGUUAAAAACACCUGAGGGACAUGACUCUAGACGUAGAAGCAGCAUUGUGGUAAUACCUGAAACUGUCGAAGACCUGCAGCAGAAUCCAGGGAUUAGUGAUCUUGAUAUCUUCAAGUAUGAAGAAAUGAAAAUGGCUACGAAACACUUUCGACCGAAACAGGUUCUCGGAGAGGGUGGAUUUGGUAUCGUCUACAAAGGAGUUAUCGAUGAACAUGUCAGGCCGGGAUACAAGACCACUUAUGUUGCCAUUAAGGAGCUCGAUCCAGAAGGUCUUCAGGGUGAUAGAGAAUGGCUGGCAGAGAUGAACUAUUUGGGGCAACUUCGACAUCCAAAUCUAGUGAAGCUGAUCGGAUAUUGUUGUGAGGAUGACCAUAGACUACUGGUUUAUGAGUAUAUGGAGUCUGGUAGCCUGGAGAAGCACCUUUUUCCAAGAAUGUGUGCUACUCUAACAUGGUCAAGGAGAAUGAAAGUUGCUCUGGAUGCCGCGAAAGGGCUUGCUUUUCUUCAUGGAGCUGAAAUGCCGGUAAUAUAUAGGGACUUCAAGACCUCAAACAUUUUGUUAGAUGCGGAUUUUAAUGCAAAGCUUUCUGACUUUGGACUUGCAAAAGAUGGGCCAAUGGGAGAUCAGACUCACGUAUCGACUCGUGUUAUGGGAACUUAUGGUUAUGCCGCUCCAGAGUAUGUCAUGACUGGACAUUUAACAGCCAGAAGUGACGUUUAUGCUUAUGGGGUUGUUUUGCUUGAGAUGCUCAUUGGAAGGAGAGCAAUCGACAAGACUAGGCCUAGCCAGGAAUACAACCUUGUAGAGUGGGCACGUCCGCUCCUGAAUCAUAACAAGAAGCUCUUUAAGAUACUCGAUCCUAGACUCAAAGGACAAUACUCGUCUAAAACUGUCGUAAAGGUUGCUAGUCUUGCCUAUCAAUGCCUCAGCCAAAACCCGAAAGGAAGGCCAGUUAUGAGUCAAGUAGUUGAAAUUCUUGAAGCCCUUCAAGUACCACAAGGCAAAGAUUGAAAUAGUUUGUAUAAAAUCUAUCUACUUAUUUGUAUUAUAGAAUCUUGGAAGACAUUAUGUCCUGUAUCUAUUUUCGUUUCUUAUC
Molecule: messenger RNA, 1632 nt
Organism: Solanum stenotomum
Lineage: Eukaryota; Viridiplantae; Streptophyta; Magnoliopsida; Solanales; Solanaceae
Product: probable serine/threonine-protein kinase PBL17
Exons: 6
Coding region: 420-1547 (375 amino acids)
Biological process (GO): protein phosphorylation
Molecular function (GO): ATP binding; protein kinase activity
Source: RefSeq, a predicted model, not a curated record